Molecule: messenger RNA, 2439 nt
Organism: Aspergillus japonicus CBS 114.51
Lineage: Eukaryota; Fungi; Ascomycota; Eurotiomycetes; Eurotiales; Aspergillaceae
Product: protein kinase IKS1
Exons: 2
Coding region: 136-2244 (702 amino acids)
Biological process (GO): protein phosphorylation
Molecular function (GO): protein kinase activity; ATP binding
Source: RefSeq, a predicted model, not a curated record
CGAGUGUCUCGUCUCCGUAGCAGCUGCCAGAAGAUACCUUGCAUUUCCUUUAUAUCACGACGCAUUAACCUGGGCUAUUUAUCCGGCCUUUCAUGUCUGUGUGUGCCUUCUGGAUAUGCUACUCUCCCCGUGACAAUGGAGGAUGAGGGCAUGUCCAUUGUUCCCUAUGGAUCAGGCAAUCUCGAUGUCGUGCUGCGACACAAUGACUCAGUUGUGGUUUAUGAUCGCGACUCGCGGCAACUGGUUCUCCAGAACACCGCGGAUCGGAGGGGCAGUGACCUCGAUCUGACCGACUGUCCUUACUGCCAUCGUCCUUUGCAUGAAAAUGGGUCACCCCAAGGUGAUCAUGCGAAUAGCCCGGGCGCGCAGGCGGAAUUUGUAAAUCCCGACUACUUUCGACUGCUACAUGCUAGCUUACCUGGCUCUACGGACUCGUCCAAUCCUCCAUCCCCUCGUCGCCGUCUCGUUCAGCCAGCUAUCGCGGACGGCCCGACUAUUGAUCCUAGCUAUCCAGAGACCGGCGUCCAUACCAGUCAGGGGAUUUCGUCGGCGGCCUUUACACAGGAUUACUUCAAGAAGUUCUUCGUCGAAGAGACGAUUCUGGGCAAAGGCGGCAAGGGCGUUGUCCUUCUGGUGAAACACGUACUGGACGGUGUCUCACUUGGCCAUUACGCUUGUAAGCGGGUUCCUGUCGGAGAUGACCAUGAGUGGCUUGAGAAGGUACUAGGUGAGGUGCAGCUUCUACAGCACCUUUCGCAUCAGAAUCUUGUCUCCUAUCGACAUGUGUGGUUGGAAAAUGCAAAGAUCACCACCUUUGGGCCCAGUGUGCCAUGCGCGUUCAUACUUCAGCAGUACUGCAACGCGGGGGACCUCCACAAUUACAUCUGUGGUGCAGUGCAGACCCCUACUACAAAACAGCAGCUCAAAGAGCGUCUGAGAAGAAGGUCAAGGGGCGGACUUGAUCCUGAGAACGAUCUUGGGGCGCUACGAAAGCUCCAAUUCGAGGAAAUAUAUUCCUUCUUCAAAGAUAUUACUUCCGGAAUCCGAUAUCUCCACGCCAAUGGCUACAUCCACCGUGAUCUCAAGCCCCACAACUGCUUGCUACAUAAAACCAGUGAUGGGAUCCGGGUCCUAGUUAGUGACUUUGGUGAGGUCCAGGCUCAAGAUUCAAUCAGAAGGUCGACUGGCGCGACAGGGACUGUUUCCUACUGCGCACCGGAAGUUUUACGGCGCGAGUAUCCCGAUGGUCCUUUCGGGAACUUCACUUUCAAGUCCGACAUCUUCUCUUUGGGAAUGAUUCUGUACUUUCUCUGCUUUGCGCAGCUCCCCUAUAGCAAUGCAGACUUGAUCCACGAGGAGAAAGAGGACCUGGACCGACUCCGUGAAGAGAUCAGUCAAUGGUCGGGGUUCGACUAUGCUAGACGCAUGAGGCCCGAACUCCCCGAACAGCUCUACAUAUUCCUUCAGCGCUUGCUGUCCGUGGACCCUGAUCGCCGACCCUCAGCAGAAGAAGUACUUAACGGUCUUCAGGCUGGGGCUAAUGUCAAUGAAAACUUCCGCUUGAAGCGGGCCAGCCCAACCAGCCCAGAUAUGCGCCCCAGCUCCCGGAUUCACCCGGUAGAGAGGCCGUCUGCUGCAUCAUUUACUCGCCAGGCCUUGUCGCCGAAUAGGGCCCUCACGAGACCACCGCCGAGUGCACGGCGGGGUUCCGCAUACGAUAGUACUAACACGGAUGCUGUUAGAGCCGAUUCUACCUCCACCUCCCUUAGCCCGGAACGAAACCUCAUUUUCCGCCCGCGCUUCUCGAAUACUCCCUCGUCCUCACUCACACCUGCUCACCAUCCUCCUGAGGAACAUCGCCACGAAGUGACCCCCCCUGACCACUCUAACACGGUCGAAGAGCCCCAGCAACAACACCUACUCCCACCUCCCCCUCCACGUCACUGGUUCUUACAGAGAUACUUCCCGUUCCUCGAGCCUCUGACAAUUUCCGUAGCUAACUGGCAGUUUGGAAUCACAAUCUUUCAACUGACCAUGUUCCUUCUCAAAAUAAUUUCUAUAUUUCAACCCUGCAGCCCGUUGACUGUCAACCCCUGGGUUGUUUAUCCCCUACUGUUAGUGGCGGCGGUCAACUUCCCAGCGAAAAGCUUCACCAGGCAGUUGGUCUCGCUGAUGCUGCAUCUCGUGGUUGUAAGUCUAUGUAUGCAGAUGGAUGCGCUUUGUUGGAGGACGUACAGGCGGUGAUCUCGUACCAACCUGAGGGCCUUUUUCCUGGGCUGAUGCUCGUAUCUGGAAUGAAAGGACGCGGAGACCAGAUUGCGAAAGGAAGAGGUGUGACAUUCGAUGCUUCGGUGCAUAACUUCGCAUGGUGUUUUGAAGAUGCGCCUGUGGCUGACGAAAUUAUGUGCCCAUGACCAUUGAAUACAUUAAUAGACUGUU